CCUACGAUUUAGUCUUCGACGAAAGCCGCGUAGUACAUAUCGUUCCUUUUGCUACACGUACUAGUACGCAUAAAAUAUGUCGGACGUUAAAUAAUUUUAAUUUACAUACUAACGUUUUUACCAGCGUAUUCGUUUUUUUAUUAUUUUGCUCUCGGUACAGUUACGUUUGGUUAUAUCAUUCGUACGAUUAGGGAAAUUUAAGGCAUUUAAGGAUUAUUACUUGCAGACGAAGACGAUAUCCAAAUUAGUAUAAUUAAAACUUUAUCAGUUCGAAGCACGAGCGAUGGAACAUAUUAUUAUUAUGACUAGUUAUUAAUAUUUAUAACCAUAUAUGAAUAAUGGGUAAUUCAAACAGUCAUGGAAUUCCUUAUGCAACGAGCGACACUCAAGCAAUACCGCCACAUUCAUGGGCAUACUCUUUUCCUAGGUCACAAUAUUUUGGUCCGGUAGGACCAAACGGUUUACCUCAACAUUUACCUAGUCCACGAUUACGUCCUCCGGAAAAUGGAACAACUAUGCUUAAUGGUGGACCGAUUAUAUCUAAAAGGCCAUAUGACUACAGAGAUAAUGAUGAAUUUCAACGAGGAUACCAUGUACCCAGACACUAUCAGCACGAAGAACAUAGGAAAAAUCGUAUAGGUUAUAAUAUGUACAAUAGUGAGCCAGAUUUAAGAUUUGCCUUAAAUCAACAUCAACCUCUAGCUCCUGUUUAUGAUCAUCAUCACAAUCAUCGAGGAGAGACUAAAGGACGAUUAUCAAGAUCAAAAAAGAAGUACAAGGCACCUCAACUACCUCUACAACAUCGUAACGGGAUGGAAAGUUCAUCCCCAGAUUCUUAUCAACAUUGGGAAAACCAAAAAGAAAACAGUCGAUCUAGUCAUAGUAAUGGAAUGCCAAGGUUAAGGUUAUUCAAAACUAGAGCAGAAACAAAUCGUAAGACCAGUAAAGAUGAAAUAACAAAAAAUCCAGAAAAUAUUUUGAGUAAUAAACCUCUAUCUGGAAAUUUACAUCGCAGUAUGUCGUCUCCCCAGUUUCAAGCUGAAUUGAAAAGAGUUACUGAAAAGUUGAGGGAAAAAGAAUACCGCCAUCCACCAGUUGGGCGAGCUUCGGAGAGUUCUUCAAAUACAGCGUCGGAAGAACAUGCAGUUAUCGCCCACGACAUUGAGAAACGUCAAGAGGAUUUAGUAAACUCUAAUAGAAAGCGACUUAUGGCUGAUCGAGCCAAAAAUUUAUCUAAAUCAAUACCAAACUUGGUAGCAGUAGACCGAAUAGAUGAUAGUGUUCGUUAUAUGGGCGAAGGAUCAUCAGCUACAGGAUCUAACGAUGAAAAUAAAAACUGCAAAAAAAUUGAUAAGCCGAAAUCUAAUGUGUCAGAUAAUAAGCCAAAAACAUUUUACUUUGGCAUGAAUGAAUUCAGUGAUGACAGGACAAAUUGUAGAAAUGUUGAAGAUGUGAAGAGAUUUACAGAAAAUUAUAAAAAAUCUAACCCUUCUCCUUCGGAUAGUUUGACUAGCAGUGACCCAACUGACGAAAGUGGAGGUGAUAUCUCACUUCAGUUACGACCUACUUUACCAAGAAAACAGUUUGAUAUACCAAGGUUCAGUCCAACAGCUGCUUGGCGUUUGUUAACAGCCUUAGAAAGUCCGACGCCAAAUAGCCCAAAUUAUAGUGGCGGAGAAGAAGAUUUAAUACAAGUUAUUGAUCAACCUCAUCAUAAUAAUGGUGAUAAAUCUGGUGAUAGUGGUAUAUCUGGUGAUGCUAGUCCUCAUUCAGCACAUAAUUCUCAAGUGGCUUGGACUCCACAACAAGACUUAGAAGAAACAAGUUCGGAUGGAGGUCUAGAUUCGGCUCCAGUAUCGCCACAAAGUUUAGAUGCUGUUCAGUUUUCAAGAUCUCGUACAGUUGCUAGACCAAGUUUUUGUUUGUCACUCCCCAAGGAAGAUAAUACAGUACUUGAUACACGAUAUGGACAAUCAAGUGAAGAAUUUUCACCUAUGAAUCCACCAAAAGCUAGUAGUUACUUUAAAUCUAAAUUAAAUAAAACUAAAGUAGCUCUUGAAAAAAGUAAGUCACGUUUGGACGAUAAUUGGGUAUUAAGCAAAAGUGUACCGGAUUCGUUACAUAAGUCUGGCUUAGUGGGUAACUAUCCAUCUUGUAAUUGGGAACAAGAAGAAUAUUUAGGUAUUGACGAGCCUACUGAUGAAAAUUUAACUAUGUCUUCGCUGCCCAAAUUUUCAUAUUUAGCUGCUGGAAGACGUGCUAUGUAUUUACCAGAAUAUAAAUCUUUAAACUGCAUGUAUCCUAGAAGUGAAAAAAAUAAUUUUGAAGAGAGAAUUAAAAACAUAUCUCAAUCUUGUGAAAAUUUAACACGUGAUAACCAAAAAGAUGAUAUAUUACCUAUAAAAAAUGAUAGAGUUCGGCAAAAGAAAUCGGCGAGUAAAAAAUUCGCCUUCCAAAGUACAAUCAGACAAAUCGAACGUAGGAAAAUAGCUGAAAAGUUAGCCAAGGAAGCAGAGCAUAAAGAACGCCAGCGAUUAAGUGAAAUGGAAGCAAUGCGACGUGUUGAAGAAGAAUUCCAAAGAAAACGCGAGAGGGAAAAAGCUAACAUCCGGCAACAAUUAAGACUGUACACAUUAACUCAAGGAGACAGAGAACCCGCUCAACCACUUCCAUCAGGAACUCAAGUGUUAUCAGAAUUCCGAGAAGCAAGACGUGACUAUAAGGACUAUAAUACUUCCAGCAGAAAUGUAGAACACGAUUACAAUGCAGAAAGUUUUAUUAAAAAGACUGUUACAACUGUUCACCCUAAAGUCGUAUAUCAAAUGCCCAAAAGUACACCAGUGUAUGUAACACCUAAUAGCUCUCGUAAACAUACUAGUGAAAAAGGAUCGUCUACCUCAACAUCUGCAAAUUACAGAAGGGAUUUUGCUCAAGGAGCUUUGCCACAUUCAGUAGCCAGUUCAGAUUCCGAAGUGUCAGUAUCGCAUACUAGAUCAACAUCUCGGACGAAUCAUCGAAGCAGGUCGACAAGCCCCAUUUCCGAUCAAGAAAAUAGUUAUGUCGAUACUGACUUUGAUAAUGCAAACUUCACAUCUAAAGUGGAGGAAGAAUGUCAAUUGAACAGUUCAAUGAGAAAUGAUGGAGUUACCAAUGAAGUAAUACCCACACACGGUAUUAACACAUUACAACCAUUUUCCAAAAAAAAGAAUUCAAUGUACAAACCUAUAUUUUUCAAUCCAAUAAUUAAAAAUAAAUUUGCUCAACCAUUAAUUUAGAAUUGGACUACCUUUAAGUAAAAAAUAUAUUUUAAAUUGUUAAUUAAUUUUUACUAUUUUUAAUAUUGUAACCAACAUUUAUUAUUUCCUAGUUUAUAUUAUAAAUAAUAAGCCUUUAUAAACAUACAUUUAAAGAGGCUUCAUUACAAUUAUUGUUAUAGAGUUUUAAUUAGUAAAAUUUUAAUUAAUCCAAUUAUUCUCCAUAAUAUUAUUUUUUAAAACAUAAUGUUAUUAUUUGAAAGUUAACAUGUUUAUAAUUGUUGAUUUUUUUU
Messenger RNA from Daktulosphaira vitifoliae (grape phylloxera), 3547 nucleotides. RefSeq lists its product as uncharacterized. The record is from RefSeq and is a predicted model, not a curated record. Bases 339 to 3275 code for a protein of 978 amino acids. NCBI's taxonomy places the organism in Eukaryota, Metazoa, Arthropoda, Insecta, Hemiptera, Phylloxeridae. The transcript has 15 exons.